UCCGGUUGAUAUUUUGUCAACAAUUAUCCCCAAACCCGGAUUGGACCCGAUGAUUGGACAUCAUUCUUUACAAAAACCUUCAGAAUAUUCAUUUUGAAAAAAAAAUCUCCGUCAAGCAGCACCGUUUCUAUGGAAACUGUGCCGAGCCGAUAACCUGAUGAGGGCCAAGUAAAAAUGGAGCAAAGGACAAAACUGAAUCAUUACGCGUGAAACAUGCUUAGCGUGUUUCUUAUUUGAACGAGAACAAAAACAGAGCGAAUGGUGGCGACUCCCAACCACCCACCCAACUUGUAUAUGGAAAAUCCAAACAUUUUCCCACCCCCUGUUGGGUGUGCGAGAGACUUUGCAGACUUGAGAGCGCACCCAAGUGAGAGAGAGAGAGAGUGAGAGAGUAACUGCAGCAUAAUCGACUGUGCGUUGAUGCGAGGGAAGGAAAAUAUGCACACCACGUGCGGGGGGAGGCGUGGGUGGUCGCACGAGGCGUGAGCAUACAUACGGGCUGAUAUUAUAGUAAUUUAGGAGCUGUUUGCUCCCGUUUUUCGUCGUCUUGACCUCUCGCUUUUUGUCUGCGAUCAACCUCCUCCCAGGGACAUCGGCACAGCAUUUGGCGAGCAUUAGCAAUGACAGAUGGAGAAAAAUCAAUUUCAGGACGGAUGCAAGAGGAAAAUUUUCGCGAAUCGAGCUAAGAUGUGAAAAUUUUGGGUGUUUUGAAGUUCAUUGCUGUGCUAGUGCUUGGGCGUCUACAUCUAGGCGUUUAGAGUUUUCCUGUUCUACAGGAUGAUUACGACGAACGGGUUCGAUACGUGAAAAGUUUUAAACGACAUACCUUUUCCCCGCAACAAGUUUUAUCGGGACUGCGCCUGAAUCGCGUAAAUUUUAAGCAAAGGAAAAUUAUUACCCAUAGUAGACAUCCUGGGAAAACGAUGGUCACUAAGAAGACGGUGGACAUAGAGAAAGAAAGGCUAACAAAGAAAAUGUGUUCAAAUAGCAGUAUGAGUGGAGCAGGUUCCGGUGGUGGAACUGGUCCUCUGGUGAGUUUCAGUGCUGGAACAACCCACCAUGCUCCUCAUAGCCAAGAUGCCCCGAACAUUCUUGUGUACAAAAAGAUGGAAGCUAUCAUUGAAAAAAUGCAGGCCGAAGGCUCCGGAGUGUCCGUGCGCACAGUCAAAGCCUUCAUGAGUAAGGUCCCGUCGGUGUUCACCGGAGCUGACCUCAUCACAUGGAUCACUCAGAAUCUGGCCGUUGACGACGUAACGGAAGCCUUACAUCUGGCUCAUCUACUAGCUUCCCACGGUUAUCUCUUUCCGAUCGACGACCAUCAGCUGACCGUGAAGAACGACGGGACCUUCUAUCGCUUCCAGACGCCCUAUUUCUGGCCAUCCAAUUUCUGGGAACCGGAGAACACGGACUACGCCAUCUAUCUCUGCAAGCGCACCAUGCAGAACAAAACUCGCCUAGAACUUGCCGAUUACGAAGCCGAAAACUUGGCCAAACUACAGAAGAUGUUCUCCCGGAAAUGGGAGUUCAUCUUCAUGCAGGCCGAAGCGCAGAGUAAGGUGGACAAGAAGCGCGACAAGCUCGAGCGUAAGGUACUCGAUUCGCAAGAGCGCGCCUUCUGGGACGUGCACCGUCCAAUGCCCGGUUGUGUCAACACCACGGAAGUGGACAUCAAGAAAGCCUACCGCCGAGGUGCGUCCAGUCUCGGUUCCGGUUCGGCCAAUACGGCAGCCAACAGCAACCCGGCGGAAACCAUGGCCAAGACAAUCAACCUUUUGAAGCAGAAACUCGAGCGACGGACCAUCAAGGUGUCGAAGGCCGCCGAGUCGUACGUCUCGUACUACGAACAGUACAGUGAGUUCGACUACUUCUUAACAGCGCCGGACUAUCCGAACCCUUGGCAAUCGGACAGCACUGAACUUUGGGACACGGAAAAGCAGGGCAAAGAUAUCGCUAUGAAACGAGUCAAGCGAUGGGGAUUCAGCUUGCGAGAACUUUUGAACGAUCCGAUUGGGCGUGAGCAGUUUACUAAGUUUCUCGAUAAGGAGUUUAGCGGAGAAAACCUUAAAUUUUGGGAAGCGAUCCAGCAGAUGAAGGCCCUGCCGCAGUCCCAGAUCAAGGACGCCGCCAACGCGAUCUGGAACGAGUAUCUGGCCCCGGAUGCGGCCUGUCCGGUCAACAUCGACUCCAAGUCGUUGGAACUGGCCCGGGAAGCGAUCAAGGAGGGCACCGGAAGCCCGAGCCGUUGGUGCUUCGACGUGGCCGCGGACCACGUUUUCUAUCUGAUGAAGAGCGAUUCCUACUCGCGCUAUCUGCGGUCGGACAUGUACAAGGAGUUCCUGAACGGGACGAAGAAAAAGACAUCGGUGCGAGGACUUCGAAUAUUCUCUGGCAGAAAAGAUACACCUGUGAUAAACUAAGCAGAUAUGCGUGAAACGUAUAAGAGGUGGGCUUCUGAGGCCCCCGAAACAGCACAAAUGGCAAACUUUGUCAACAAGAGAAGACUUGUUGAAACAAUAAAUAACAAUAGCCCCAAAAACGUGUACUAUAUAGCAAGAACAGAAACUAUUCCCAGAAGAAGAAACAAAACAAUAUGGUUCAAAACUAAUUGUUCUAGAGCAGCAGUAAAUGUUCGUGUAUAGGAGAAUAUGUCGUACCUACAUUUGAGCAGAAAGCAAACACCUAUACCACUAGAGAGAAGCUGAAUCACGCUACUAGAAACAAUAGUGAUGGAUGUCCUAGAAGCUUGGCAAAUUGUGAAAUUUAAAGUUACCAGAGUUAAUCCGACAUGUUACUAAUGCAGAAACUAGAGAACAACGUAGCCAAAAAGCCAAAACAGCUAACUAAGAAAUAAGAAGGAAAAAUGUUAUCAAAACAUCCGCGGUAACCCACCAUUACUCGAACAUAUAGUGAGAUUUUAAAGUUUGGAACAGCAUUUUAGUGGAAAUCAAAUUUUUAACACGUAACUCUAUAAUCAACAACAUUAACAUUUCCGGCAAUCUAUACCCUUGCUACAACAGUUCUAUGUCUGGUCUUUGGAUUUCUCCCCUACAAUCAUUCCAACAAUAGCAACUAAACCCAUUUCUCUGCAUUCGCUUCAAUACCCUAUAAACUGAAUCAACAUAACUUACAACAUACAAUCAAACAAUAUCCAAUGCAACUAUAACCCUAACCGAAAUCAAAGUAGUGAAUGAUAAAGAAACAUUAACUCAAUGCUAUCGCAGUUAACUUUUCAAGAAAAAAAAAACACGGAUAUACAACAAACUAGUGAGCAUAUUGGUCAAACCAAACUUAUUAAUCAAGUCUAUACGUAAAGCUCUCCGACACUACCUAAGCAGAGGAAUGCCAACUAAUUCAACACCGAACCCGUUCUCGAUCUAUAACA
Messenger RNA from Aedes aegypti (yellow fever mosquito), 3382 nucleotides. Its product is annotated as regulator of G-protein signaling 7. NCBI's taxonomy places the organism in Eukaryota, Metazoa, Arthropoda, Insecta, Diptera, Culicidae. Bases 924 to 2417 code for a protein of 497 amino acids. Gene Ontology annotation, biological process: intracellular signal transduction; regulation of G protein-coupled receptor signaling pathway; G protein-coupled receptor signaling pathway. The transcript has 6 exons. The record is from RefSeq and is a predicted model, not a curated record.